UUUACUCUGAAGUUUUGGGCGGAAGUGAUGUUUUUUCCGCUCGUGAACUUGUUUACGGGGUGGAAACUUUUCUCCAGGAGAAGCGCGCCGCUCUCUCCUGUCCACGCAGCCCCAGCAGCAGCAUCCUCAAAGUUAGACCCGCUGCGCUGGACGUUUCCGCAGCUUUCCGCUCUUUCCUUCCUGUUGCCAUCAUUCGUGCUUUGCAUUCAUCAGUAAGGGAUUAUUAUAGCCGAUGGAGGAGGGAUGGAGCGGUCCAGUUAGAAGCUGAAGGCUCCACAGUCCACCCCGCUGAGAGAGCGCCUCUCCCCGCCUCAGGGAACAUGGGCUGCGGCUUGAGGAAACUGGAAGACCCGGAGGACAGCAGUCCCGGGAAAAUCUACUCCACCCUGAAGAGACCCCAGGUGGAGACCAAGACAGACACCGUGUAUGAUUAUGUUCUGCUGGACUUCAGUUUGGAAGGCAGCCGUCCUACCAUCCAGUAUGUGUCCUCGCUGUGUGAGCUGCCUCAGGCCCUGCAGUCCUUCUACACCCAUGGCUACGUCCUGGCUGCCCUCCACCCCAUCAUCCUGUCCCUGGGCCGGAGCCGCUCGGUGCCCUUCAGCCUGCUCUACCGCGCCGUCCUGGCCCGUCCCAGACCCAGCAACCAGAUUGCGUCCACGUGCCACAGCGCGCCGGUGCUGAGGGUGGAGGAGUGGCCUUUACCCGGGGACUCGCUAACUAGCGACACGGUUCGGGCGCUGAUUGACAGGGUGAACAGCAGCGCACGAGGAGGCGUUCAGUUCGUUGGCUCCGUCCUGCAGCAGGUGAGCGGCGUCAUCAACGGGCUCAGCCCCAGUAGAGGCUGCCGCUCCCCGCCUCGUACGCCGCCCCAAACACCGCCUGGAGACAGAGAGCAGGAGGAGCACACCUUCAGUCCAGACUUGAAGCUGCUGGUCUUCUUCCAUUCCUGGCCCCCAGGCUGCGCUCCUCUGGACUCGUUGGGCUGUCAGUACCACCAGGGAGCACUUUCUAUGCGGGUCUCCAGAAAGGGCCAAGUGGUCACUGCGCUGGAGGCCGACUGGCUGGAGYUGACCGCUGCUUACUACCGUAAAGGCUGGUCGCUGGUCGACUCCUUCGUGUACUGGGAUACACCCAAAGGCGAGCCGGUUCCCAGAUCUCUGGAGGGACUGUUUGUGUACGAGGAGCGGAGCACCUCCCCUCCCCCUAACGACACCAUCGUGGUGGAGCAGUGGACCGUCACCGAGGGCCCUGACGUGAAAACGGACUACGGGCCGCUGCUCCACACCCUGGCUGAGUUUGGUUGGCUGCUCACCUGCGUGCUGCCCACCCCCAUCAUUCGACAUGACAGCGACGGGAACCUGGCCACAAAGCAGGUGGUGUUCCUGCAGAGGCCGAUCAGGACCUCCACACCCGGAUAUCCAAAGAACAAGACGGUCUCGGCGCACAGCGACGUGUCGAGUCGCUCGGUGAGCCGCGCGGUCAGCAGCUCCGCCCCCACAGAGGACCUCUCCCCCGCCGCGGGCGGAGGCAUCGGGGGCUUCCCGGUGUUCGGAGGCGGUUACUCCGGCUCCCUGUCCCACCUGGAGGAAGGGGGCUUUGAGCAGGAGGAGGGGAAGGCCGAGGUCACCUGCAUGUGAGCAGGAAAGAAGCUAACUCAGCACUUUUUGGCCUGAUUUUUUUUAUUAAAGCCAUAAUAUUAAGAAGGAACAAGGAGCUGCAUCAUCACUUUAUGACUUAUUUUUGAUCUGACGGCGAAAGAAGGGAAAGCUGCUCCACUGUUCAGACCUGAACUUCUUCAUCAUCAGAUUUCAUCUCCAUCUUUACUGCUCAGUAUUUUUUACAGAGAUCCUUCAGUCUGGUGCCUGAAACACAAAUAACUGUUCAGAUGACUUUUACACGGUACUGCUGCAGUGGAACAAUUUUUAAUUUUAUUUUUAAUCCAAGGUAUUGUUAUUAAAGUGGCUGUUAUGGUUUAAGCAGGGAUUUUGCAGAUGUCAGUGCUGUAAGGCAUCUAUUGCUGUUGUGAUCCACUUGAAGAUUAGAGAGAAAUGGAGCUGCAGAAGGCUGGAAAACAAUCGUUCAUGUUGCAGAAAUGCUGAAGUGUUCGUGCUCUGCUCACGCUUCAUAUGAGAAGCCUAAGUUAGACUUUGUGCAAGUAUUCAUACCAUUGGAACUUUGUACAUUUUCUUCUAAAAGAACAGAGUGGGGAUGUUGUUGUAGAUCAACACAUUUGUCAAGUGGAGGAUCAAUGAACUAGAUGGUUUUUAUGUGUAAAACUUUAAAAGGAAUUAAUUAUUUUCCUUUAAUUUCACAAUGUUAUAAUUUGUGUUGAUCUUUUGGAGAAAAAAAUAUCCCAAUAAAACACACCAGUACUUGACCUUGUACAUUACUACAAGGUUUGUAGUCAUAACAUGACAAAAAUGAAAAAAAAAAAAAGUUUCAGGAGGUGUGAAUACUUUUGCGAUUUGCUUUAAGCUUUUUUUUUUUUUUUUGAGAACGAGUAAAAUGGACUUAUGAAAGAACAAAUAGCGUCAGCUUCCACACUCAAAAUGUCAGUAGUGUCCCAGCUUUUCCUUUUUUUCCCCAAGAACUUCUACAUUAAUUUCUGUCACUGUUGAUGCUUUUAUUGUGUAAUGUACAUGUGCAUUCUUACGGAAGUUGAGAGAGGACGUUUUCAGCAUAUGGUUUUUUUCCCCAAUGGUUUUCUUGAGAUUUCUAUUUUCCACAUGUACUUUUCCCCCAUUGUUUUCUCACAAGUUAAUCUGGAUAUCACAAGAUGACUGGAGUCUGUUAAACCUGAUUUCAUUCUUCAAAAGCGUGUCACCAAUGAAUGGAUUUGAAGGACAACUCGCUAUUUUGAGAAAAACAUUGGGAAAAGCAUAUGCAGAAAAUGGCCGCUCUCGGCUUCUGUACUCUUAUAAUCAAAGAUUAACCAUAAUCCCACCUAUCAACAAGUGUUCAUACACGCACUUCAUCUUUAAUUCUUAUCCUCCGAUUUGCAGUGACCACUGUGGUCAGCAGGUGGCAGCAUUGAGAAAACUAACUACAGCAUGAUGUUGGUCUCCAUCUGGGAAAAAUGCAAACUAAAUGUUUUUUUACAUUUUCUUUGUGUUUCUGUUAUUUACUGCAGAACAAAGACUUUUCCCAAGUUUCAAAGGUUUUUAUUAGAUAAUAUAUUAAAACGCAUGAGACAAAGUCCCACAGCUCUCUCUGAAUGUGUUGGCCUCUUCUCCGCCUGCUGUUGGCGGCAGCAACUUUUACAGGCAAGCUUCUUCACACAAUAUGAUUUUAUCAGGAUUCUUCACUGUCACCAAGACACAAGUCAUGGUAGCUUCCAGCUGUUCUCUGAUCUUCCAGUCAGUCAAAUAGAACUGCAGUAGUCCACUCUUUCACUUAGUUUCUGUCUGUCCCUGAGGCUUUUCUUGGACAAUAAUGUAUUUGUUCCUGUUCCAUCACAGAGUCAAAUGUUUAUGCAGCUCUCUGCAUGCAGUCACAUCUGCAGCAGCUGAACGUUUGAUCAGGAUGAUUCAUUAAAGAUCAUUUCACAUUUU
Messenger RNA from Poecilia reticulata (guppy), 3551 nucleotides. RefSeq names its product raftlin family member 2 (gene rftn2). The record is from RefSeq and is a predicted model, not a curated record. NCBI's taxonomy places the organism in Eukaryota, Metazoa, Chordata, Actinopteri, Cyprinodontiformes, Poeciliidae.